AGCUCGAGAACUACUGGGUGGAGUGGCGGCGGUCCGAUGCGGACGGGCGGAGUGGCGGCAUGGUUGUCGGGCAGCAGCAAGAUGUCGAUGGCGGCCAUCAGUGGGGUGGCGGCGGAUCUUAUAGCGCUCUUAUAGCGCAGCCGACGGGCGUGCAUCGGGGGCGGCGGCAGGGACUCGUCUCGUCUUUGCUCGAGGGGGAACGACGACAGGGAGGGAGUGCAACGGCGGAGGGGGGGGGGGGGGACGAUGUCAGGGAGAGAGAGCAGCAGCGGUCGGAUUUGUCCUCCCAUUGAUUUUCUGGAUGGAAGAGGGAAGCAGGAAGGUGAGCAGUUGAGGGAGAAGAGAGGAAAGUGAGGUGCAGGUAUAUUUAUUCUUCGGUGGGCACUAUCUGCAUGAAUUUGGCAUCAUCUGCACCGCAGGAAAAUUAGGAUUUAGCACCAACGUCAAAGACUAAUUUGGCUUUUGGCAUGUCAUGAAAGCCCUUAGAUUCAAUUAUUUUGAAAAAAUAAAUCGCCGCACUUAUUUUGGGGACGGAAGAGGAGGACGGAAUCGAACAAGGUCUACAGGCCAUCACGAACAAACUCCGGGCUCCAAAACCCUUAAAGCAAUUCCAAUGGAAUUUCUCAAAUUUCGCCUCCAAAUGUCUUUUUUUGUUCAUUUGUGGGAACAAGGGGACAUGUGUCCAUCUCAUGUUCGUCCUCAUCAUCCAACCACAUCCCUAAAUUCCUCACCCAAAUUAGUUUUUUCUUCUCUUUAUCCUUUCUCUUCUCUUUUUUACUUUUUUUUUUCCAAUCUCUUGUUGUGGGACCGGGGCGGACAAAAGAAAGUACCAAACAAUGUCCGGACACUCCAAAUCUUUCCCAAAUUUGGGGCAAGUUUGGGGAUGUGUCCGGACAAACAUGACAGUUUGUCCGUUUAAAAAACUUCAUUGAAAGAUGAUUUUGAGAACAAAAUGUCUGGCUAAAUAGAACAUUUGGGAUAGGGGGAGGCCAUUGGAUAUGUUCUUAAUCGACCAUAAAAAAGUGCCAUUUGUUCGUGAUGGCCUGUAGAACUUGUUCGAUUCCUUCCUCCUCUUACGUCCCAAAAUAAGUUCCUUGUUGUUUGUUUGUGUGCUCUCCUGGAAAGAAUCGAUUUUUGUUCUUUGUUAUUCCUUCCAUCUCUCUAGUUCAUAAGUACUCCCUCCGUCCCAUAUCAAGUGUCACAACUUUGUCUAGACAUGUAAGUGUCACAACUUUGUGUAGACAUGUAUCUAGAUGCGUUUUAGUGUAUAUGUACAUAUGUAUCUAGACAAAGUUGAGACGCUUAAUAUGGGACGGAGGUAGUACGUCUUGCUCAGUUGUUUGUACUGGAAUUCCUUCCUUCUUCCUCUAACUAUCAUAGUACUUUUUCUGAGAUUGUUGAGAAGUAUGAUGCUGUGGUGUAGACACGUUUUAAUUUUUCUGUUUUUUCAAGACUUGGUUAUUCAGCAUGAGUUUUUAGAGUUUUGGCACUGUAAUGAUAAGCUAUUUUAAGAUAAUCUCCAUAUUGUUGGCAAUGCUGCUUUCUUUGUCAUCAGUAGUCUAAAUAUUGCAAUUUGCCAGGUUUUCAUUUCAAGGGUAAUCUGACUUAUGCUAUUGAGCAUACAUUUCUCAUUGUGGAUAAUCAAUUAGUCAUGGCCAUCCUGUAUUAAAAAAUUUCUUCUGAUUGCUGUGACUUUGUACUAUACAGUAGCAGUGCAGCGGCAAACUCGGUGACUCAGCAGUAACAGCAACAGCAUCCACUCCUCCGACAGUGGCCUUCUCGACGGUAAUCGGCACAUUGGCACAUACGUCUCAAGAAAAUUAAGGACAUUCUAUUUUUUUUUUUAGGGGACAUUCUACUUGUAGAAGUAACGAUCUCUGUUCUAUAGCUAUCAGUACUGCACGAUCAGCAUAAGACAAGAGUUAGCUAUUUUUUCUGGUCAUAUACUCUUGCACAUAUAUAUUAUUUGAUGCACAUGAUCUUGUUUUACUAUGUUUUUUCCCUCUCCCAAAUGACAUAGUGCUUCUAAAAUUGUCUAAUUGAUCAUGCUUGAUGCAACAAUCCACUUGUUUUUUCAAUUAGUUUAUCCACUAUGUCUUUUUUACGGAUGUCUGCUUGCCAUCUUGAUCAGGAAAAGCAUAGUCCAUUAUAAAGGGAAGUCUAAGGAGAACCGGCAGCUGGCAGAUAGGCAUAGCCGAGCUGAGAAGUGAAGUGAGCUACGGCGGGAAGAAACGAGGAGGGCGAGCGAUGGGGCGGAGGAUCCUGAACGACGCUCUGCGAACUACGGUGAAUGUGGAGCGGCGGGGGAAGGCGACGGCGCUUCUCCAGCCCAUCUCCGGUGUCAUGAUCUCCUUCCUCAACAUCAUGAAGCACCGAGUACUUUUCAGGAUAUAUAAAAAAUUCGAGGUCUUCGAUCCACAUAGAGUUGGAAAAAUUACUGUGGAACUUCAGGGAAGGAUUAAAGAUUGUAAAGCUCUUACUUAUAGGCAGGACCUCAGAUCUAAGGAAAUCGAGCAAAACAGAAUUCAGAUGCUUCCGACACGGCAGUGGGGCUAUGUUGUGGUGACCACUCCAAAUGUUGUUUUAGGUCAUGAGAAAGCGAUUAGGCAGAAUGUGGGUGGCCAGGUCCUUGGUUAUUUCCAUUGAGAAGGAAACACUGUUACCUGAUCCUGAAUCGGCCAGCGGGAUGGCUUCUUUUUUGUUUUUGUUAUGACUGAAGUCAACUUUUAGAUCUUGUUUGCUUUUGUUCAUGGCCAACUUGAAAUGCAAUAACAUGUCAAAAAUAUUCCUCACAACACUAAGAAAAUGCCGGUUGCUAAACAUAAAACAUUGCAAUCCUUCUUUCUGCUGGUUUAAUUUAUUUUAUAAACCCA
This is a messenger RNA of Brachypodium distachyon (stiff brome), 2873 nucleotides long. Its product is annotated as 40S ribosomal protein S15a-5. The coding region runs from base 2248 to 2646 and encodes 132 amino acids. The record is from RefSeq and is a predicted model, not a curated record. Gene Ontology annotation, biological process: translation. Lineage: Eukaryota; Viridiplantae; Streptophyta; Magnoliopsida; Poales; Poaceae. Gene Ontology annotation, cellular component: ribosome; cytosolic small ribosomal subunit. The transcript is spliced from 3 exons. Gene Ontology annotation, molecular function: structural constituent of ribosome.